AUGUUUCGAAAUGUGCUGUUUUUUACUGCUGAUUCCUCUCUGAGAAAGAAGCCAUUCUCUUUUCUGCGGCCCGAUUCCCCUUCGCCGACGCCCGAUUCCCCUUUCCCGUCGCCUGGUGCCCCUUCCCGCCGCCCGGUUUCCCUUUCCCGCCGCCACGAAACCUCAGUCACGCUGCACGAUUCCCCUUCUCGCCCCCCGAUUCUUCUUUCCCACCGGCCGAUUCCCUUUCCCGUCGCCCUACUCCCUUUCCCGUCGCCCGAUUCACGUACCCGCCGCCUGGUUCCCCUUCCGCGUCGCCUGAAUCCCCUUUCCCGCCCAUUGGGCGGGCCGGCCGACCGCCCCUUUUCGCCGUCCGAUUCCCCUUUCGCGCCGCCGGAUUCCCGUUCCCUCCGCCCGCUUCCCCUUUCCCGCCGCCCGAUGCGCCUUCCCGCCGCCCGAUGCGCCUUCCCGCCGCCCGAUUCCCAUUUCCCGCCGCCCGAUUCCCAUUUCCCGCCGCCCGAUUCCCAUUUCCCGCCGCCAGACUUCCCUUCCCGCCUCCCUAUUCCCCUUUCCGUCGCCCGACGUUCCCUCCCUACGUUCCAUCCCUUCCCUCCCUUCUCUCCCUUCCCUCCCUUCUCUCCCUCCCACCCUUCACUCCCUUCCCUCCCUUCCCUCCCUUCCCUCCCUUCACUCCCUUCCCUCCCUUCCCUCCUAUCUCUCCCUUCCCGCCCUUCUCUCCCCCCUUACCUUCUCUCCCUUUUCGAACCUUCCCUCUCAUCCCUCCUUGCAAUCUCCUGUCCCUCCCUUCUCUCCCGUCCCUCCCUUCUCUCCCGUCCCUCCUUUCUCUCCCGUCCCUCCCUUCUCUCCCGUCCCUCCCUUCUCUCCCGUCCCUCCCUUCCCUCCCUUCCCAGCCUUCUCUUUAUUUUCUCCCUUCUCUCCCUACCCGCCCUUCUCUUCCCCCCUACCACCCUUUUCUCCCUUCCAUCCUUUCCAUCCCUACCACCCUUUUCUCCCUUCCAUCCUUUCCAUCCCUACCACCCUUUUCUCCCUUCCAUCCUUUCCAUCCCUACCACCCUUUUCUCCCUUCCAUCCUUUCCAUCCCUACCACCCUUUUCUCCCUUCCAUCCUUUCCAUCCCUACCACCCUUUUCUCCCUUCCAUCCUUUCCAUCCCUACCACCCUUCUCUCCCUUCUCUCCCUUCUCUCCCGCUCCUCUCUUCCCUCCCUUCCCUUUCUGCUCCUCUCUUCCCGCCCUUCCCUCUCUGCUCCUCUCUUCCCUCCAUUCCUGCUUCCUGUAACCAACCCCCCCUACCCCCACUCUCCCUUCCUCUCCCGUCCACUUCCCUUCCCCCAUCCCUCAAAUUCCUUUGCCUUUCUCUUACCUGCCACUACUCUUCCUUCCCUUCCUUUCCUUCCGUCCCCUUCCUACCCUCCCCUUCAUUCCCUCCCUAAUCCCUCCCUCCACUUCCUCCCCUCCGCUCCCUCCCCAUCCCUGCCCUUCCAUCCCUGCUCUUUCCUUCUCUGCCCUGCCCUUCUGCGCCACUAUUCGCCUUGUGCCUCCUAG
Molecule: messenger RNA, 1542 nt
Organism: Closterium sp. Naga37s-1
Lineage: Eukaryota; Viridiplantae; Streptophyta; Zygnematophyceae; Desmidiales; Closteriaceae
Source: the annotation of a GenBank genome assembly